Corythoichthys intestinalis (scribbled pipefish) is the source of this 1427-nucleotide messenger RNA. Its product is annotated as gamma-crystallin M2-like. Lineage: Eukaryota; Metazoa; Chordata; Actinopteri; Syngnathiformes; Syngnathidae. Bases 880 to 1413 code for a protein of 177 amino acids. The transcript has 7 exons. Gene Ontology annotation, molecular function: structural constituent of eye lens. Gene Ontology annotation, biological process: visual perception; lens development in camera-type eye. The record is from RefSeq and is a predicted model, not a curated record.
GAUCCAAACUGAAACUACAAGACAUGGAUCCAAACUGAAACUACAAGACAUGGAACAUGAUUGUCUUACAUUCAUUUCUCUUUCUCAACAGAAAAUUCAGCAGAAGCACGGACUCGCACACUCUAUCAACUCCUAGUAACUCAGUUAACCAACAUAAAUCGUAAAAGAUACAUUCACAACACACCAGAUGAAGACUUUAAACUACCGUUCAACUUCACAAUUUGAGUGUUCCUUAACACCUGUUCUCACUCAGUAGCUGUCAAUAGUGGUUCUAUCGUACAAUUUAUGACUCUCGCUUAGUUUUUUUUCCCCUGAAAUUUUUGCACUUUUUUUUUCACGACCUUUUAAGUGUAUUUUUUCCUUUUUUUAGGAUCUGAUGGAAUGCUGUGAGGAAGGGAAAGGCCAACUCAAGUAGGCCCUGGAUGUGACUCUGAGCAUUCCCAAGAGAGCCAACGAUGCCAUGCAUCUCUCCGUGCUGGAAGGAUUUGAUGACAGCAUCGAGUCCCAAGGCGACCUGCUCCUACAGGACUCCUUCAAGGUGUGGGAUUCUAAGAUCCCAUUCAGGAUGGGGAAAAAUAGGCAGCUUCCUCUUGAAGUCCUUGGUGGUCUGCAAGGUGGUCAAGGAUGACAAGGGGAAGAGCAGAUAGCCGAGAUAAAGCUGACAGAGCACCUGAAGGGAGACCCCUGCAAAUUUGCUUUUUCGUUGGGCCGAACCUGGACAUUGAGCAAGAUUGUUCUGAAGGCUUCCACUGCUGAGCUCAAGAUGGACUGGAUCCAACAUAUCCGGAAGCUGAUCCAGCAGCACACCAUCCACUUGGGGGAGGCACUCAAAAGUCGAAGGUGCUAUAAAAAGCCCUGGAAACAUGAGAAAUCUCUCCAAUGGACACCAUGGGCAAGAUCAUCUUCUACGAAGACAAGAACUUCCAGGGUCGCAGCUAUGAGUGCAGCAAUGACUGCACGGACCUUCACUCGUUCUUUAAUCGCUGCAACUCUAUCAGAGUGGAGAGUGGCUGCUUUAUGAUUUACGAGCGAGCUAACUUCAUGGGCCACCAGUACUUCAUGAGGAGGGGGGACUAUCCCGACUACCAGAGAUGGAUGGGCUUCAGUAGCUGCAUCCGCUCCUGCAGGAUGAUUCCCGCAUACCGGGGCUCGUACAGGUUGCGUAUCUAUGAGAAGCCUGACUUCAGUGGUCAUAUGAUGGAGUUCAUGGACGACUGUGCCUGUGUGUCCGACCGUUUCCACCACCGCCAUAUCUACUCCUGUAAUGUCAUGAAUGGCUACUGGAUCUUCUACGAGUACCCCAACUUCCGAGGGCGUCAGUACUUCCUGAGGCCCGGCGAGUACCGGCGGUACCGCGACUGGUGCGCCACCUGUGCCAUUGUUGGCUCCUUCAGGAGGGUCACCGAAUUUUAGCCAUCAAGUGAAAG